AUGCCCACAGUCGGCGGGGUGGACGUUCCCAAGUGGUGCGUGGCGGCAGGGCUCACGGUGAUCACACCAGCUGCAGCUUACGCUUACAUCCUACGGACAAGCCGCCAACGCCGGGAGUUCUUCGCAUGCACGCCGCAGCCUAAGGAGGCUUCUGUGAUCUUUGCAGGUUUGCCCAUGGUCGCCAAGAAGAACCAUCCCGAGAAAGCGGUGCAGACCGUCAAGGAACUCUUUGCGGAGUUGGGGCUAACUUCUGGCCUCCGUUUGCCCCAUUGGCUGUUUGCUCGGGAGUUUUCCCUGACCACGGCUGAUCCGGCAAUCAUUGCAGAGAUUCAGUCCAAGAAGGACAUCUUCCACUCGAGGCCCAGCAAAAUACUCUUUGACACCACGAUUCCGCUGGGCCUGCUAGCCUUGAGAUCCGAGGGGCCACACUCUCAGUGGUCUUUCCACCGGCGCUUGGUGGCACCUCUCUUCAGCGACAAGUUUUUGCAAGGAUACUCCGAGCAGAUCCAAGACAAAGCUAACUUGCUGCAGUAUAUUCUGGAGGAGAGGAUCAAAGCCGCGACAAGUGUGGAGGCGGAGUGUGACGUUCAGCAUUGCUUGAAGCUUGCAACCCUGGAUGUCAUCGGCAGCAUUGGCUUCGGCUUCGAUUCUAACUCCAUGAUGACAUACUUGCCCGAAGGUCAUCCGAAAGCCUUGAGCAAGUCAGAGACGGCCAACGAGCUAAAGUUUUUCGAGGCUUCGGAGGCGUACUUGAUGGAGACGCAGAAACGAUCCGGUGAGCCCACGUUCGUGAGGUACUUGCCUCAACGCUACAUGCGCUGGCGGCAGGUAAAGAGGUUCAUUGCCAGACGGAUCAAUGACGUAUUGAGCUCCGGAAACACGUCCAGGUUGAACAUGCUGAAGGCUCUUCAGGAUGCGCACGAAGGCGACAGAAAGAUGAGCAGGGCGGAGCUAACAGACGAAAUUCUUACUCUCCUUCUAGCAGGUCACGAGACGACGGGAUACACCACGUCCUGGGCACUGUACGAGGUUGCUCGACAUCCAGACGUGCAAGACAAGAUUCUUGCUGAAACCUCUGCCGUGGACCUCGACACUCUUCCGAUGACAUCUGUCGAGAAAUCGCUGCCUUACACAUGGAUGGCAUGGCAAGAGGCCUUACGCUUGCAUCCCACCCUCACCUCACUCUUUCGGCAGGCGGAGGUCGAUACCACCUUGGGAGGCAAGUACAACAUGCCGAAAGGCAGCGUUGUGCAGGUGUCUCAGUUGGGCCUUGCGCACAGUGAAGAUAUCUGGGGCCCGGAUGUCAUGAGUUUCUCUCCUGAAAGAAUGGCGAAGGGCUACCCAGAAAUGCACUUUUCCUUUGGCUUCGGUGGAAGGGUUUGCAUCGGCAAAAGGCUUGCCUAUGUGGAGGGUGUCUACUUCCUUGCGUUCUUGGUAAAGAACUUCAGGCUGAGAGUGGAAGAAGGUUCCCCGGCUCCCACAUCGAGGUUGACGAUUACUCACCACGCCAAGGAAGGAAUCCGACUUCUGAUGUCCAAGGGUAGACCGUAG
Molecule: messenger RNA, 1551 nt
Organism: Symbiodinium sp. CCMP2592
Lineage: Eukaryota; Dinophyceae; Suessiales; Symbiodiniaceae
Source: the annotation of a GenBank genome assembly